Molecule: messenger RNA, 969 nt
Organism: Fusarium mangiferae
Lineage: Eukaryota; Fungi; Ascomycota; Sordariomycetes; Hypocreales; Nectriaceae
Exons: 2
Coding region: 1-969 (322 amino acids)
Source: RefSeq, a predicted model, not a curated record
AUGGAAAUCAAUAUCUUCAUAGUGCUGGCCUGGUACCUGGUCGGAGCUGUCUUCGCUUCACCGUUGGUGAAACGUAACAGAACUGAAGGACUGGGCGAAAAGCUCAAAGGCACCGACUUCUCUCGCCUUGAGCCCGUUGAUCAUUAUACGGACGAUCCUAGAUACCCUCUUGAAUCUGGUCCUUUUGCAGCUCAAGCGAUCAGAAACAGCUCCUUUGUGGCUAGGCGCAUCAUACAAAAGAGACCAGAGACCGAAGAGAGCGAGCCAAAGUUGAACCAGACUCGCCAGUCUGGAAAAAAGACCGAACAUGAGUAUAAACCUCCAAAACCCGACAGCCACAUAUUCAUCUCACUCGACAAGAUGGAAGUUUCUGAGCAUGAGAAGACUUUGGCCAAGACGCUUCUUAAAAACUUCAACAAAACCCUAGAGGAGACCGAGAAAGAAAACCCCACCGGUUAUACUCGAAUUAUCGAAAACCCAGGGAUGGUUCCAUCCAUGUGGCGUGACUCUAUUAAGCCACACACUGGAGAAGACAAAGACGAGGACAAGGAAGACGAGGAAUAUGACAGCGACAGCGAUAGUGACGACGAGGAAGAUGCAAAGAAGAGGAUUAAGAGAGUACCCAGAAUGACCCAGAAGCGAGACGAAGAGAAGGGGGUGGAGGAGAAGCCAUAUCUAUGGCCAGAGCACAACAGACCAAAGGUCUCCAAGGAUGGAAAGUUUAGAUAUUUGUACUCCAGCGAGGGAAAGCAAUAUGCUGUUGCAACUCCGCAACAUCUUGCCAACGAGACUAAUCGCCAUGAGAAGGCCCAGCAGGAGAGGGAGCAGAAGUUGGACAUUAUUCAACACGAGCUUCAGAAGGAAAUGGACGCGAAGCUACAGAAGGAGCAGAGCAGAUUGAAGCACGAGAACGAGAUGAAGUUCAAUGCUUCAAAGCCCGAAAAGGACGAACGAAUUGCUCGACUCUAG